GCAUAUCGUCUUUACUUUCAAAACGGUGCAAUCUGGAAGAAGUUCGUAACAAGUAAGCCUUUUUUCAUCUUCUCUUUCUGCAAAAGAAUAGAAGGAUGAGUCGUAACGAUCGAAUAUGAACAAGGACACCUGUCCCAAACCAUCUCAUCUCCAGUCUAGCCGGACUCCUUGCAUGUUAAAUUUAUAGGUUAAUACCCCGGUUUUCUCCUCUAUCCGUCUCUCUUCGUUGUGGCUGCAGAAAGGGCCAAAUGGCCAAAUGUUGUCAGGUCGUCGAUAUGUGUAGAUAAAAAAGCUCUUGUCCGGAACGAGAGUUUUGACAUGACAUUCUACUAGUUUGGUUGGACGAGGUCGAGUUCGCCAUGGGCUUUGGUAGCGACGGUGGUGUAGUGGUGGUGGCCGUUUCAGACGAGGUUGGUUUCGUUUCUUCUUCACUGGGCUGUGGUUUCGAUGACACGCUGGCUGGCUGGCUCCAUCCGUGAUUCCAUGCCUCCAGGUGCGUUCACUUUCUCUAGUAUCAUUUCCACUCACACGUGUGCAUCGUCCACGGGGCCGUCUUUGGGAUUCCAUUGACGUCGAGAGUUUAUGUCGAAGCAGCCACUUGCUAACAGAAUGUAACAACAUGUCGAGCUCACCAAUCAAUCACCGCAUCGUCCUUCGUUCGAUGUGCGAAGUUGGAACCAGCGCUCGAGUUCAUUCCGCUUCUGGAAUUUGACAGCGAGAGAGUGAAAGCUGGAACGAAUGACGUGAUCGGGAGUGCGACGCCAUUGAUUCUUCUCUACCGACCCACGGCACGCUCUGUCGACACGGAGUGCCAUGGCCCCCCUACAGACAGACAUACAGACAGCCAGAGUCGGCCGUAGGCAUAACCAUCAAUGAAAUCCUCGGACCUCGCUCUCCUCUCUCUCUCUCUCUCUCUCUCUCUCCUUGAUCGCCCUCCCUUCCUAGAGAACGUCGCGCAGUAAAAGACCAGCUAAUUGGUUUACGCAUCUGCUUGUCUCACUCGGAACCUCGAACCUCGACCUCGUGGGCCUCACGGUGAAUGAGAUGAGUAAUGGGGAGAACGCUGGGGAAGCGGAUUUUUUCUUCAUCCCAAUAGAGGGAUGAAACGCGAGUGUGCGACAUAGGAAGAGAUGGGACUCUAUGGAUGGGGUCAUAGUUGUGCGUCUGACGUAGAACUGCUGGAUGGCCAUUCUCGGUAUGGAUUCCUCGAGUCCAAAUCUCGAGAGCUCCGGCCGGACCUUUUUUUUGGUUUGUCUGGGGCAGUUGCCAUUUCUCUCGAGGGAGUCAGAAUUUGGGCGUACUUGCAUGCUUUCGAGAGAUCCCUACCCCCCUCCCUCCCUCUCUCCCUCCACACUCCAUUUCACUCUCAUCGUGCCCGUUCUCGGGACGAGCAGCAGUACACGCUCUUUUCGGGCCUCGGAUCUCUCGUGGUUUGUGGUUGUUUCGGCCCAACGACAAGCCUCGUCAUUUCCCGGUCCAUUUUAGCUCCCGAUUUACUGCCUAGGAGCUGGUCCACCAUCUCUGAUGCUCGCCCCAUCUUUACCCGCUCCAGCCAAAGGGCAGAACGGGAAAUGGUUGUAGCUUUCAGGUAAUGCCGGGAUUAAAAUCCUCCCGAAGACACCGCUUAAUUCUUUUGACUGUAAGAAAGUUUCGGUUGCGGCAUGGGGGACGAGGGAGCACACGAGAAAGAGGGAGAGCUGGACCACCGACCGUCACUUCAGCGACGCUUUCCUCGUAGCUUACAGUUGGAUAGAUUUGGACCUACGGACAGAGAAUGGCGCAAUUGGGUAUCUAUCGACCGAUCGUAAUCUGGGUGGGAUCCGGAUGCAUGGAGGCUAGCGUUUGUAUUCGAGCGCACACGACAUUCUGAGAAAGUAGGCCCACUGGUCGAACGACCGACGGCCCAUGAAGAAGGUCGCGUAAAUGUUAAAGAGGCUCCGGGAGCGAGGGAAUGAGAUCUCUACCCGCGUCCUUGAAUCCUUUCUGCCUCUAGUCCCUGUUGGCACGGACCAUGUGUCCAAGAGGGAGGGACGUGGAGAGGGUAGAGUGUUUGACUCACGAGUUGACCUCGCCUGAGCCUUGUAGCGGCUACCUCAUCAACCGAAAUGCAUCAAGGAGAAAGACAUGACGAUGGAAAUUAAAAAUGCGCAAGUGGGAAUUCCAUCGACCUUAUCGGCAAUGAGAUGAGGCGGGGCGCUUCGAAGGUCCUGAAAGCCUGCCUGUCUGUCUACGGCUCGACACCAGCUUCUUUGAAUGUCUAGGGUCUCGUAUCCGUACGGAACCAGGUACCAACUGUGCCUGAGUGGCCUGACCCGAGGCUGGCCAGGACUGAUGAGAGGGCCAGCGACCGAGAGAGAACGACAGAAGCAACGAGGCUUGCGUUUUGAGGCAACAUGCAUUUGGCGAUGCAGAAAUCCGCUACAACAGCGAGUGCAAUCAUGCUUUUGAGAUGGCAUUCCAUGUCUGUCUGUCCAUUGGCUUUCGGAGGAAGCACGUCCAAGAGCACGAGGACUGGCUUGCAACGGCCCGUGACUACUUUCCCAAGGAAAAACAUCUCCUUUCAUCUCAUCUCAUCUCAUCUCAUUUCCUUGGCAUGACGAGGGUUUGCAUGCCACAUACAAAGACGGUGGCGACCAGGGACAAGGAUGGGGUGAAGAAAAAGGAGCAGGCCAGGCUUAUUCAAAGAAUGAUUGACUGCUCGUGAGAACAACAUUUCAGCUCCAAUGGGAGCCCCACGCCGACAGCACUUUUGUGACUGACUGUGCCUGCUGGCACCUUGGCUAUGGGAGUCACAGACCAACAGAAUACAAACCUGUACAUUAAAACGACAUUUUGUCCCAAUAUUUGUCAUCUACUCUAGCAUACAGCGCAUACCGUCAUCUUCAUCUUCAUCAUGCAUAUAGAGAAACAAAUGGAUUUCUACCUUUCAACGCGCCUUGUGCGCGACUCUCUACCCCUGGGAGUGAAUUCUCCCUCGUCUACGAAACCGUUGCACAGCAAAAUGGACUGCGCUUCAUCAAGCUUGGCCCGCCCCGCCACUCGGUGACGACACUCUAACGUGGAAGUGUGACUGAUCUCAAGACAUUACCCGCAGAGCACUAACUUAAUCGAUGACGGGUGAUAUACUGGUCACUGUGUGAGCUAGCAUUCGCUGAUAUUGCCCGAAGUACUCACACACAGCCACCACGCCGUCCGUAUGCUUGUUCAGAUCUCCGGGAAGGUCCAGCACAUUGGAAUGCGCUGCGUCCAUCUGCUCCGGCGUUUCCUGUGGUUCCAUUUGGGCCUUGAGGCGGUCUGCCAUCGCAUAUUUCUUGGCUUCGUGGCAGGCCAGCAGAAACAAGGCCGACGAGUCUGGAAGCUGAGCGUUUCGCAGAGCAGCCAGCGCCUCCGACAGUGCACCGGCAGCAACAUAGAGGAUCAUGGCCCUGGAAAAUGUAGAAAUGCCACGUAAUUUUCAGACUUCAAAUGGCUCGAAUUUUGAACGGAAGUUGGAUAGCGCUUUCAGUUUUCUUUCCUACUUCAGAAAAAAAGAUUUGAUUAUUCUGCAUUCUGAACUACCAACGAAAUUCUAUAAACAUAUGACGGUUCAACAUAUGACGUCCAUUAGACGCAAUGGUCUAAUGGAACUUAUAAACAGGAUCGUUGGCUUCUAGCACUCUCUCCAUCUUUUGCUACUAAUUUAUUGGAAUCGGAAAAAGGCUUU
This is a messenger RNA of Marchantia polymorpha subsp. ruderalis, 3703 nucleotides long. NCBI's taxonomy places the organism in Eukaryota, Viridiplantae, Streptophyta, Marchantiopsida, Marchantiales, Marchantiaceae. The record is from the annotation of a GenBank genome assembly.